Molecule: messenger RNA, 2462 nt
Organism: Loxodonta africana (African savanna elephant)
Lineage: Eukaryota; Metazoa; Chordata; Mammalia; Proboscidea; Elephantidae
Gene: POLD2
Product: DNA polymerase delta 2, accessory subunit
Exons: 12
Coding region: 858-2390 (510 amino acids)
Biological process (GO): DNA strand elongation involved in DNA replication; DNA replication
Cellular component (GO): delta DNA polymerase complex
Molecular function (GO): DNA binding
Source: RefSeq, a predicted model, not a curated record
CUAGGUGGGCAGGCUUCCUGUGGGUCCGCGGAGCGCGGGAAGCGGCCAGGGGCUGGCGUUUCGUGUCCAGUGUCGACACUUUAGCCUCGUCGACCUGCUUAGGGGCGGUAUCUCCGGGCCGCGCGGGCCGAACUGAGGCCAGAACCCAGGCGUGGCUGGCGGCCGCCCGGCAACCUCCCGGGGCUGAGGGCGCGUGCGCUCUUCGAGGCUGAGUGUUCGAAUCCCCACUCUGGAGCUUGGUGUCUGGGCAGUAGCUAGCACUCAGGAGGCAACUUUUGUCUUAACUCGAGUUUGAGGAGCCCAGGUUGGUGUCUGGCUUCUCGACGGGUGUAACAGACUCAUCCUAAGCUUCUGGUACUGAAAGCUGUCAGGCUGUUCGCACUUAACGCUUUUCUCCCAAGCAUCUCCAGAAGCAGAGGUAGGUUUUCUUUUUUGUUGUGAUGGCCGAAACUUUGUAUUCCACUACUGUUUAAUGUUUUACAUUAUCUCCUAUGAAGAACCCCCAUGCCUCUGUCAGUUUGUCAUACUGUGGGGGCUUGCGUGUUGCUGUGAUGCAGGAAGCUAUGCCACAGGUAUUGAGGUACUAGCAGGGUCACCCAUGGAGACAGGUUUCUACUGAGCUAUCAGACUAAAACAGGCUAGGAAGAAGGACCCGGCAGUCUACUUCUGAAGAGAAUUAGCCAGUGAAAACCUUACGAAAAGCAGUGGAACAUUGUCUGAGAGGAGCCCCUCAGGUUGGAAGGAAGGCACUCAAAAUAAGACUGGGAAAGAGCUGCAGCGUCAAAGUAGUCGACCUUUAUGAUGUGGAUGGAGUCAAGCCUUCGGGACCUUCAUUUGCUGAUGUCACACGACUCGAAAUGAGAAGAAACAGCUGCAGACAUCCAUUCUCCUUAGAAGCAAAGAUGGACCACCUUCUCAGCUUGCAGGCGGCGGCGGCCCAGAUCAGACGAGGCGGGAGCAUGGCCAUGUUCUCUGAGCAGGCUGCACAGAGGAUCCCCACCCUGCUGUCUCCACUGUCGGCCAACACCCCCACCUUUGCCCGGGUGCCUGUGGUGGCCUACACCAACUCCUCGCAGCCCUUCCGGCUUGGGGAACGCAGCUUUAGCCGGCAGUAUGCCCACAUUUAUGCCACCCGUCUCAUCCAGAUGAGGCCCUUCUUGGUGAGCCGGGCCCAGCAGCACUGGGGCAGUGGAGUCAGGGUGAGGAAGCUGUGUGAGCUGCAGCCCGGUGAGGAGUGCUGUGUGGUGGGGACCCUCUUCAAGGCCAUGCAGCUUCAGCCCUCCAUCCUGCGGGAAGUCAGUGAGGAGCACAACCUGCUCCCUCAGCCUCCUCGGAGCAAAUACAUCCACCCAGAUGACGAGCUAGUCUUGGAAGAUGAAUUGCAACGAAUCAAACUAGAAGGCACCAUUGAGGUGCAGAAGCUGGUUACAGGCACGGUUCUGGCUGUGCUCGGCUCCGUGAGAGAUGAUGGGAAGUUUCUGGUGCAGGAUCAUUGCUUUGCUGACCUCGCCCCUCAGAAGCCAGUGGUCCCCCUAGACACAGACAGCUUCUCCUGCAGGUUUGUGCUGCUGGUGUCUGGUCUCGGGCUAGGUGGAGGUGGUGGCGAGAGCCUGCUGGGCACCCAGCUGCUCGUGGAUGUGGUGACGGGACAGCUCGGGGAUGAAGGGGAGCAGUGCAGUGCUGCCCACAUUUCCCGGGUCAUCCUGGCAGGAAACCUCCUCAGCCAAAACACCCAGAGCAGAGACUCCAUCAAUAAGGCCAAGUACCUCACCAAGAAAACCCAGGCAGCCAGUGUGGAGGCCGUCAAGAUGCUGGAUGAGAUUCUCCUGCAACUGAGUGCCUCAGUGCCCGUGGAUGUGAUGCCUGGUGAAUUUGACCCAACCAACUACACGCUGCCCCAGCAGCCUUUGCACCCAUGCAUGUUCCCGCUGGCCACUGCCUACUCCACACUCCAGCUGGUCACCAACCCCUACCAGGCCACUAUUGAUGGAGUCAGAUUCCUCGGUACCUCAGGACAGAAUGUGAGUGACAUCUUCCGCUACAGCAGCAUGGAGGACCACCUGGAGAUCCUGGAGUGGACCCUGCGAGUGCGUCACAUCAGCCCCACAGCCCCUGACACCCUAGGCUGCUACCCCUUCUACAAAACAGACCCCUUCAUCGUUCCUGAGUGUCCUCACGUCUACUUCUGUGGAAAUACCCCCAGCUUCGGCUCCAAAGUCAUCCGCGGCCCUGAGGACCAGACCGUGCUACUGGUGGCUGUCCCUGACUUCAGUGCCACGCAGACUGCCUGCCUCGUGAACCUGCGCAGCCUGGUCUGCCAGCCCAUCAGCUUCUCAGGCUUUGGGGCAGAGGAUGAAGAGGACCUGGGGGGCCCAAAUCUGCACCCCUGACCCUCCAAGGCAGCCCUGACAAGAGGCCAGGGCUGCACCAGCCUUCACUUUGUAAAUAAAUCCUGAACAUUG